Eurytemora carolleeae is the source of this 1675-nucleotide messenger RNA. RefSeq lists its product as uncharacterized. The record is from RefSeq and is a predicted model, not a curated record. Lineage: Eukaryota; Metazoa; Arthropoda; Copepoda; Calanoida; Temoridae. Bases 25 to 1263 code for a protein of 412 amino acids. The transcript is spliced from 11 exons.
AUUGUUGAUAAAAGAUUAAAUGAAAUGAGAAAAGGGAGCAGACGAGUUAAGUUCGAACUCCAGAUGGCCGGGGAGGAUAAAUAUGAUGAGGAGGACCCUGAAGUAUUUGACGAUGUCGAUGAUGAUGAUGAGGAGGAGGAGGGGAAAGUAGUUGAACUUCUGGAGGUGUAUAGAGAUAUAUCUGCUCGAAUCAACUCCGAAAUCCAACUUCUCCCCCCACUUCUUCCCUUCAGGUUUGGUAACGGACUUCUCAUGCAGUAUGUUGCAAACAGUCCUGGGAUAGAUGAUAAGCUAGGAAUAAUGGAGGUCGGGCUCCUAAUCGCUCUAACUAGCCUAGGACUACACUUUACUAACGUCCUCCUGAACUACGUCAAGACCUACAUCUGUGCACUGGAGAUAGAGAACAGUAUAGAAAUAACGUCGAUGAAGCUGCCUCUGAGGUACACCAACAUCCUUAUCAUGUUCCUUCAGUGCGUCCUGCUUGUUGUGCUGUUCCUGUACUGUAUUUACUACUACACGGUGAUUGACACCUUGAACCCGUCGAGUCCGUUCUACGUGGCGGACAGGAUCUUCUACUUCUCCAUGGUGGUCUCCUCCAUUAUGUUCGUCUCCCUCAUCAUUGGGUUAAUCAUCCUGGUCUACCUAAAGCAUAAGAAACAAAGAAUUGAUCCAGACAUAGGUCUACUCAAACAAUUAACAGAAAUUUGUACUCCAUCUACCAACUUAAUACCUAUGGGAGUAGCCAACGGUCUGAUUGCCCUCUAUAUUAUCCAACCCCCGGAUGCAAACAAGGAUGAUAAGGUGUUCCUGGAUACACUCGCACUCACCCUCGGAAGCAUCUCCAUCUUCCUCUCCUCUCUAGAGAGCAUCGGUAAGAUUGCUAUGAUGGUAGCUCUGCGCGACGGUCAGCUGGAUAUUGAUGAAAAGAAAACGUUAUCUACUCUACAGUUGCUGAAAAAUACAGCUCUGGUUCUGCAACUCAUACUCUUCUGUGUUAUGUUCGCGCAUUGUCUCGUUAUCUAUAAUUUCAACUGGAUUUGUCCCAGAAAUAUUCUAAUAGUUUGUUCGAUUAUCUCUGGUUUAAUCGUCAUCUUUGCCGCCAUCUUUGCUAUUAUUGUCCUGGUAUUCCGUCACUUAGACUUUGAGGGUUCGGAGGACAACGUCGAGGAGGACGGAGAGGACAAGGACAAGGACAAGAAAGAGGACAAAAAGGAGGAAGAGGAAAAGGACAAGAAGCCAAAGGACGGAGAAGAGGACGAUUAGGGGGCGGGGGAAAUGAGAAUUUAAAGGAAUAAUUUUUACACAAAAGAAGAGAAUUAUUGGGAAAUGAAAAAAAGCUCGUAUAAUGAUUUCAAACCAAUGACACAACUUUAUCUGUAUUUUUAUUAAUUUCAUAUAUUACGGUAUUACCUCUUGAAUUAUAAUUCCAGUUAUCAUCAAAUUAUUCUCUAGUAAAAUUUUACGUAAAGGAAAAGUGAAAAAAUAAUGUAUUUAAUAAACCCCCUUUGACCUUCCCCCAUCCUACCCACUCUUUAUUUAGAAUCAGUUAUUACUGAAUUGUUUAUUUUAACUAAAAACUCACAAAAUUUUAUGUGUUCAAUAUGCAUUUUAAGUCAAAUCAUGAAAUAGUGAAAUUUUUCUUUAAUAGAAAUUUUUCGAAAUAAAAAACGAUUUG